This is a messenger RNA of Agrilus planipennis (emerald ash borer), 836 nucleotides long. RefSeq names its product non-structural maintenance of chromosomes element 1 homolog (gene Nse1). Gene Ontology annotation, biological process: double-strand break repair via homologous recombination; DNA damage tolerance. NCBI's taxonomy places the organism in Eukaryota, Metazoa, Arthropoda, Insecta, Coleoptera, Buprestidae. The record is from RefSeq and is a predicted model, not a curated record. Bases 22 to 777 code for a protein of 251 amino acids. Gene Ontology annotation, cellular component: nucleus; Smc5-Smc6 complex. Gene Ontology annotation, molecular function: ubiquitin-protein transferase activity. The transcript is spliced from 3 exons.
ACCUACAAAUUAAACUUCAAAAUGUUUACUAACGAACACAGAUAUUUUAUCCAAUAUAUGCUUGAAAACAGUUAUAUUUCUCUUGAAGAAGCUUCUGAAGUCUACAAAAGUAUCCCAGGUGAAAAAAAUCACAAAUCGAAAUCCCUUGAACAGUUAAUUCAUACAAUUAACGAAAAAAUAUGUAAGCAAGAACUCCGUAUUGUUACUGCAAAAUGUGACUUAACUAAUGAGGACAACGUGAUAUUAAUAAACACAAGUAGUGACAAUCUAACAAGACGAUUAAGGGCUUUCACUCCUUCAGAGCUACUAUAUUUCCAAAUUAUUAUUAAAGAAAUAAUUACAACUGAAGGACAGAAAAUUCCAUACCACAUCUGUUUAAAUUUAUCAAAAUCAGAUGCUAUUUCAUUAAAAGCUGAUGAUGCAGAAAAUGUUUUAGAAAAGUGGCUUAGUAUGGGCUACUUUAUCAAAAUUGAGAAAAAUAUUCAUUUAGGGAGUAGGAGCAUCGUCGAGCUUAUUCCAUUCUUCCAUCAAUAUUAUAAGGACUACAUAAAAAAGUGCUAUUUGUGUUCAGACUUGGUGUUUUCUGGUCACAUUUGCGAUAUUUGUAAAGAAGAAUUUCACAAAGUUUGUAUAAGAAAAUUUCUUGUUAAACAUCAAAAUUGUCCAAACUGUAUAAACCGAAAUGAAAGUAGAUAUCGCUGCGAAAAUGAAAGCAUCGAUGAAGAUGACAGUAUGUCUAUACCAAGCACAAGCAGGAAGAAGAAACGUUUAGAUUGAUAAAAAUAAUGCAAUGUAUUGUUAUUUUAAUUAUCUAUAAAUGUUAAUGCUUGAUACUA